This is a messenger RNA of Sinocyclocheilus rhinocerous, 1471 nucleotides long. RefSeq names its product zinc-alpha-2-glycoprotein-like. Gene Ontology annotation, cellular component: external side of plasma membrane. The record is from RefSeq and is a predicted model, not a curated record. The transcript is spliced from 6 exons. Gene Ontology annotation, biological process: immune response. Bases 49 to 1080 code for a protein of 343 amino acids. Lineage: Eukaryota; Metazoa; Chordata; Actinopteri; Cypriniformes; Cyprinidae.
AUUUCUCCUCAAAGCAAUUCGAACGAAGAGAAACACUGCCUGCACUACAUGUAUACAGGCUUAACCAAAGCAGGUCCAUUUCCUGAGUUCAUUGCUGAGGCUGAAUCUGAUGACAAACAGAUUGUUCGCUACAGUAAUGAAAAACGAGCCUGGGAAAGAGACAAUCUGACUGUAGACGACUGGAACAAAGCUCCUGCAGAACCACCUGAAACUAGAGAAGAGUUCUUAAAUGAUCUAUAUGAUCUGUCAAAGUGCAAAUUGACUGCAGAGUGUUCUGAGUUUCACGUACUCCAGAGAAUAAUUGGCUGUGAAGUGGUGAAACGUCUUGAUGGAACAGUGACGAAUCUGAAUGCCUUUGAUAAGAGUGCAUACGAUGGAAAGGAUUUUACUAUCUAUAAGUACAACCAACCUCUUCCGUGGAUGGAUAAAGUCAUAGAAACCAAAAUGGAUCAUCAAACUGGACGAAACCCAUUCCUCACAGAUUUCCUCACAAACUGCAUGAACUGGAUCUCCACAUUUAACAACACAUAUAAGAAUUCACCAGAUGUUUACAUCUCUGCGAGGAAAGCUCCACAUGAUCAACACAAGCUGGUUUUGACCUGUUCGGCCACUAGUUUUUACCCCAGAGAUAUUGAGAUGAACAUCAGAUUGAACGAAUCUAUUUUAGACAACCAAAUGUGUUCUGAAAUCAGACCAAAUGCUAAUGAAACAUUUCAGAUGAACACCAGUGCGGAGAUUGACAAAAACUUCAAAGGAUCUUAUGACUGUUUUGUCAUUCACGGCAGUCUGACAGAACCAGCUUCAGUAGAAUGGGAUGGAAAAUGUUCUACAUUUGAGACAGAAUCUCAGUGGUCUUUUAUAGUAGGAUUAACCGUUCCAGUUCUAGCUGUAAUUUUAGUUCUAGCUCUCAUUGCGAUUUGUCAUAAAGGGCCAAAUGAAUCUUUCCUAGCUCUGGGGAGAAAUCAUCAUCGUGAUUAUGGUGCAGUGAGUGAGCAGAUACCGAUGACCGAUGCAGCGUGUGCUGAUGCAUCUGAUGAAGAGCUCAGUGUUGAUGAAUCUGCAGACCAGACUGCGGUGUGAACAGGUUUUUGAUUUCUCUUCAUUCUGAAUGGACACUGUAUUCUAAUUAUCCAGCUCUGUUCAGAAAAACAAAUGAUGUUUGUUUACAGGGUUUUUUCUGUCAGCAUUUUCUAAUCUGAGUCAGCUCUUACGAAAGUUCCUGUUUAUGAAGUUGUUUAUGCUCACUCGAAAUAUGACAUUGCUUUUCACAUUUGAGAGUUUCUUGAAACAUUUCAGAGGGUCAAGAUCACAUGAUAUGUGUUACAUGAAACUCAGUUUUCAGGAAUCGUUUCAGUCGAAUGAACAUUGGUGAAUUAUGAAAUGGUGUUUUGUAUCAGUAAAACAUUUGAGAAAUGCUUCUGUUUCAGUGAACACAGGUCAAUGUCAGUGUUAGACUCUUCAGGAUGUCAAA